Molecule: messenger RNA, 255 nt
Organism: Phytophthora nicotianae INRA-310
Lineage: Eukaryota; Oomycota; Peronosporomycetes; Peronosporales; Peronosporaceae
Exons: 1
Coding region: 1-255 (84 amino acids)
Biological process (GO): monosaccharide transmembrane transport
Cellular component (GO): membrane
Molecular function (GO): hexose transmembrane transporter activity
Source: RefSeq, a predicted model, not a curated record
AUGACUGCCGACAUUUUCCCGGACUCGAUCCGUGCCAGCGCUUCGUCGCUUUGCAUUGGUAUCAACUGGCUGUGCAACCUCAUCGUGGGUGUGUCGUACCCGUACGUGUCGGAUGCCCUGGACGACUACGCGUAUGUUCCGUUCGUGGUGCUUCUUGCGAUCUUCUACCUGUUGGCGUUGAAGCUGGUUCCGGAGACGUCGGGCAAGUCGGCUGAGGAGAUUCAGGCCGAGUACGACUCACGUCGCGAACAGUAA